AUGGCCGUGUAUUAUUUUUUACUGAUCCUGGCCUCGAUCGCGCACGCGAGCCCGGUUUCGAGGAACGAGUCGAACAUACUGCGAAUCGGGAAAUCUCGCGACACGGGAGCGGUGGCGAAGGAAAGGGUGAAGGGAAACUCGAACGACACCGAUUACAAGGAGGAGAGACAGGCGUCGAAGGGCGGUGGGCUGGGCCAGUUGGCGAUCGGAUUCGGUAAAAACAAUCCUGAGCUUGAUUGGAGGAAUUAUUUGAGGCUGAUUGACGGGAACGAGCAACGCGACGAUCUCGAUAUCGAUUUCAUGGGGGAGAAGGUUGGAACGACGGCGAACAGUAUCCAAUGGCUGGCAGAUCUUUACGAUCCUCUCAAAUGGUCCAGAGUGCCUGGUAAACUCGGCAAGGAUUGCAGGAAAGAGUUGGAAUUCUUUCUCGAGUCUCUUCGGGAUGGAAAGCUGUGGGCCGCCAAGAUGUUCGACGCAAGUGGCCGUUACUCGUCGCAAUUCCAUUUUGGAAACGGGUUCUGGCUUGGCUCGAGCACCCUCUGCAAGGAGCUGAACGCCACCAAUAACAAAAUUCAUCGGGAACUCGACGAUACACCGCCUUAUCCAUUGAAAUUUCACGUGGCUAGGAUGUACUUAACAUUGCCCAAGGAACUCGAGUUGUCUACACGACAAGUAUUUUUGGGUCUUUGUCUACCGGCUACGUGCAACCAAGCAUCCCUGACCUCGAUGCUGAGAGCGAACGCGGAUCGCGUCGAGCGAGAAGGUAACCUAACUUAUCGAUCGUACGGGCCGAAGAUUCACAUCGUUGCAGUGAGACCAGUGCCUUCGAGCAAUUACACCCUUUGGCGCGAUCCCAAGUUCUACGUUCUUUCAGGGAUCGGUGGCGCGAUGUUAUUUCUAAUGCUGUGUGCUGCCAUCUACGAGUACAAAACGAUGCCAAGCGACAAGGAUGCGGAGUCGUUAAGCGUGUCGAAUAACAACGAGAGACUGAGUAAUUUUUCGAAUAAGAAUUUGAAUCAGGAUCACGGAGUGGUUCAAGAAAAUGGGGAGGAGUUGAUCGAGAAAGGGAAAAACUUGCAAAAAGAUUUGCCUGACCACUCGAAAAAGAACAAAAAGGGCUUCUGGAUAACGUGUCUGACAGCGUUUAAUCCUAUAAGGAACGGGAGCAAGAUUAUUAGCACCGAACCUGCCGCAAGAGAUAGUCUGACUUGUUUGCACGGAUUACGAGUGUUUUCAUUGGGAUGGGUGGUCAUGGUGCAUACCUAUCUUCAAGUUUUUUCCAUCGCUGAGAACAAAACGCUGCGUACAGUGACAGAGCGAAAUUUUAUGUUCCAAACAAUUAGCAAUGCCACCUUCUCCGUAGAUACAUUCUUCUUCAUUAGCGGAUUGCUAGUUACGAUUCUCUUCUAUCGAUCUUCGGGAAGCUUGAAAACCAACGAGGACAAAUUUUGGAGGACAUGCUUCACCAAAUUUGUCAUCAUGAUCCUCUACAGAUUUAUCAGAUUGACACCGGCCUACCUCUUUGUCCUGGGGAUAAACGAGAUUGUCAUGAAGCACAGGGUGCCAAGGUCAGUAUUCACGCCAGCGGCCAUCGACCACUUCACGUGCGAGAAAUUCUGGUGGAGGAACGCCUUGUAUCUGAACUCGCUUUACCCUCGAAGCGAAAUGUGUAUGUUGUGGAGCUGGUACAUGGCAAACGAUACGCAGUUCUACGUUCUUGGAAUACUUUUGUUGCUCCUGUCUAUCAGAUACUUGAAGACCGUAAUAGUGGCGAUUCUACUACUCGUCGUCUCUUCGUGGUUCACCACCUUCUCCAUGGCUUAUUCCAACGAUUACAUAGCCAGAAUUCAAGAACCGUUCGCCCUUUUCGACGAGCUGUACGAUAAACCAUGGCUAAGAGCUGGCCCCUACUUCGUAGGGAUUAUCACCGGUUAUAUCCUGUUCAAGACGAAUUGCAAAUUGAAACUGCCCCUGAUCGCCCGGUUGAUCGGCUGGGUAUUAUCCACAGCCAUAAUGUUCUCGGUUGUUUACGGCCUGUAUCCCGGAAAUUUAACCGUGCCAUUGAGUUCCGUGUACGCCGCCUUAGGACACACCGCGUGGGCGAUCGGCGUAUCCUUCAUCGUGAUUCAAUGCUGCACCGGCUCAGCCACAAUGAUCGACAGCCUGUUGUCGCUCAGGCUGAUAUAUCCGCUAUCGAGGCUGACUUACUGCGCCUACUUGGUGCAUCCUAUCAUAAUGUUGAUCACAGCCAGCCAGAUGGAUGGCCCGUUGCAUUUGCACAAUGACAUAGUGCUGAUUCUAUACUUUGGCAAUCUGGUAGCCUCUUACCUGAUGUCGUUCUGCAUUUCAAUCGCGUUCGAGGCGCCGGUAGUCAAUCUGCUCAAAAUCGCUUUCAUCUCGAAGAAGAGGGUAAGGUAG
Molecule: messenger RNA, 2418 nt
Organism: Apis laboriosa (Himalayan honeybee)
Lineage: Eukaryota; Metazoa; Arthropoda; Insecta; Hymenoptera; Apidae
Product: nose resistant to fluoxetine protein 6
Exons: 12
Coding region: 1-2418 (805 amino acids)
Molecular function (GO): acyltransferase activity, transferring groups other than amino-acyl groups
Source: RefSeq, a predicted model, not a curated record